Molecule: messenger RNA, 1293 nt
Organism: Orbilia oligospora ATCC 24927
Lineage: Eukaryota; Fungi; Ascomycota; Orbiliomycetes; Orbiliales; Orbiliaceae
Exons: 6
Coding region: 1-1293 (430 amino acids)
Biological process (GO): biosynthetic process; L-aspartate catabolic process
Cellular component (GO): mitochondrion
Molecular function (GO): pyridoxal phosphate binding; L-aspartate:2-oxoglutarate transaminase activity
Source: RefSeq, a predicted model, not a curated record
AUGCAGACCGCUGUUCGUUCCGUAGUCCGCGCUUCGGCCCGUCAGAAUCUCCUUUCAUCCCGAGCCGGAGCUCAGGCUGUUCGGUCCGUGUCCACUUGGUCCAAUGUCGUCGAAGGCCCCCCAGCUAUUCUAGGUAUCACCGAAGCUUUCAAGGCCGACAAGAACCCAAAGAAGGUCAACGUCGGUGUCGGCGCAUACCGUGAUGACAGCGGCAAGCCCUAUGUCCUCCCAUCCGUCCGAGCAGCCGAGAAGAAUAUCUUCGCGCGCGGAGCCGAUAAGGAAUACGCUGGCAUUACCGGUGUUCCAGCCUUCACCAAGGCUGCUGCCACCCUUGCCUACGGCCCGGAGUCUGCUCCCUUGAAGGACGGUCGUGUCUGCAUUACCCAAUCCAUCUCCGGCACUGGUGCCCUCAGGAUUGGUGGUGAAUUCUUCUCCAAGUUCUACCCAGGCGAGAAGACUAUCUACAUUCCCGCCCCAUCGUGGCCUAACCACAAGGUUUUGUUCACCAACGCCGGCUUGAAUGUUAAGGAAUACAGGUACUACGACAAGACCGGUAUCAAGCUCGAUGCUGCUGGUAUGCUCGAGGAUAUCAAGAACGCCCCACAGGGUUCCAUCAUCCUCCUCCAUGCUUGCGCCCACAACCCCACUGGUAUCGACCCCACUGCCCAGCAAUGGGACGACAUCUCCAAGUUAGUCAAGGAGAAGGGCCACUUCGCCUUCUUCGAUAUGGCUUACCAGGGUUUCGCUUCUGGUGAUAUCAACAAGGAUGCCGCUGCCAUGAGAAAAUUCGUCGCUGAAGGACACAACGUUGCUGUUGCUCAGUCCUUCGCUAAGAAUAUGGGUCUCUACGGUGAGAGAGUUGGUGCCUUCUCUUUGAUCACCGAUUCGCCAGCGGAGAAGAAGGCUCUCGAUUCUCAGUUGAAGAUUCUCAUCAGGCCAAUGUACAGCAACCCACCUAUCAACGGUGCUCUCAUUGCCAGUGAAAUCCUCAACAGCUCCGAGUUGACAAACCAGUGGCUCGGUGAGGUUAAGGGAAUGGCUGACCGUAUCAUCGUCAUGCGAGACUCUCUCAAGGGCAACCUUGAGAAGCUUGGUUCUCAGAGGGAUUGGUCUCAUAUCACUUCCCAGAUCGGCAUGUUCACCUACACUGGUCUCACCCCAGAACAAGUCGGCCGUCUCGCUCAGGAAUUCUCCAUCUACGGAACCAAGGACGGACGUAUGUCCGUCUCUGGCUUCAACUCUGGAAACGUCGAAUACGUCGCCGAGGCCAUCCACAAGGUCACCUCUUCCUAG